Molecule: messenger RNA, 921 nt
Organism: Amoebophrya sp. A25
Lineage: Eukaryota; Dinophyceae; Syndiniales; Amoebophryaceae
Source: the annotation of a GenBank genome assembly
CUUUGUUGGAGAGAAUGAUGAGACUUCCUCCCACGCCUCUCCUGUGUCUGCUUCAUCUUCCACUACUCCGGACAAUAGCACAGUGUCUACUUCUUCCGCUACAAAAACUAGUCCAUCUUUGGUAACAAGUACACCACCUUCUCCGACAAAGAGCGCAGCUCCAUCGUCAAGUAGUAGAAAUGAUCCAGCAACAUCAACUUCCACGUCCACUGCAGCAACCAAAGCAUCUUCUACAUCGCCAUUGUCCACAUCACUGCAACCAAAGCAAUCGAAGAACAGUGCAUAUUUUCAAAAGGUGGCAACCUUUGAGCCCCACUGGAGUGACAUUUUGACGGGAGAGCAGUUGCAGUGCCUGGUGGAGUCUGGAUUCCUAUUCGAGGGCACUAUCAGAAUUCCGGCUUUUCAUACCGAUAGUUGCUACGUGAUCCUAGAUGGGAAGCAGAGUGACGGAAAGCAGAGUGGCGGAAAGCGAACGGACGCGGACGAACAAGAGUACGAGAAUAUUCUGGCGAUAUUUUAGCUUAGGUUAGCUUCCUCGUGAGUAUCCACUUCUGGCACCGCGACGUGACUCCUGUACCUACUCGUUAUACUGCGUACUAGAAUGCUUCAUCUAUUCGAAAACUCAAAAUAACCGAGUUGCUGACUGAAAUAAGGGAGGUAGCUUAAUUUCAAGGCUACUCUUCCUUCUCAUCAGUCUCUCGGUUAUUCUGAUCAGUUACUUGCUUAUUUCAGUUUUUCGAACAAGGAAGCAUAAGUACAUCAAAACAGAAAAGUUCAGGUAGCACCUCUCUCUUAUAAGCCGUUCCCAGGGAUAGAUGUAAUUUUCACGUAAACUCUGUUAUAAGUUACACGCGUGAUAGAAGAUGUCAACAACGCCCCUAUUCCUAUCUAAUAGCAACCAGUGAAGCUGCUUACCACGGG